AUGAAGAUGCUGGCGAGAAGUUAUGUCUGGUGGCCAGGCAUGGAGAAGUCGAUUGAAGAUGUGGUGGCCUCUUGUUCUGCUUGUCAGUUAACUAGGAAUUCGAUAUCUAAAGUACCGUUGCAGCAAUGGCCUACAACAUCAACCCGAUGGCAGAGGAUACACAUUGACUUUGCGGAGGAUCCAGAGUCGAGACAGCAACUUUUAGUUUUGAUUGACACAUACUCUAAAUGCAACAAUGUGAAGUUCACAUUAACUCCCCCGUAUCAUGCGGCUUCAAAUGGAUCUGCAGAGAGAAGUGUUCAGGAGGUCAAGAAAAACCUUUUGCGUCAAGUGAUUGAGGAACAUCAGCGUUCUCAGCGUACCACUCUUCAAAUGAAAUUAGAUAAUUUCUUGUUUGCGUACCGCAACACUCCAAAUACAGUUACUGGCUUAACCCCUGCAGAAAUGUUCCUGUCUUGGAAGCCUCGUACACAGUUGGUUAUGUUAAAACCCAAUCUCCAGUCAUCCAUUGAUCAAAAACACAGGGAACAAAAAGAUGCAGCUGAUAGGCUUAGGGGAGGAAGUAGAUUUUUCUCAGAAGGUCAGGCAGUCUAUGUCAAAACUGUCCGAAAUGAAAAGAUAUCUUGGGUUCCUGGCAAAAUAAUUCUACAGAGAAGUCCGGUCACCUAUCUUGUGAGUGUCAUUGGUGGAAAACCCCGAUUUUGUCAUGCAGACCACUUGAGAGCUCGGUAUGCAGAAGAGGAGGAGAUUUUUGUAUCACCCAAGGAUCCCGUUGUAUCACCCCAAGUACCCAAGAAUUCAUCCCCGCCGGAGGAUCGACCAACUAGUCCCCUGAUGAUGUCACCUGUACCUAGGCCUACUACCAGUCCCAGGGAGAGCCUAGGGCAAGCCCAGCCUCAGCCAACUCCUGCGUCGCCGCUAGCACAGUGCAGCCCACCACCCUCGCUGAGGAAGUCUGCACGGACUGUGCGAAAGCCUCACAGGCUGGACUUGUAA
Messenger RNA from Macrosteles quadrilineatus (aster leafhopper), 996 nucleotides. RefSeq lists its product as uncharacterized. Gene Ontology annotation, molecular function: nucleic acid binding. The transcript has 2 exons. The record is from RefSeq and is a predicted model, not a curated record. The coding region runs from base 1 to 996 and encodes 331 amino acids. NCBI's taxonomy places the organism in Eukaryota, Metazoa, Arthropoda, Insecta, Hemiptera, Cicadellidae.